Messenger RNA from Toxorhynchites rutilus septentrionalis, 23318 nucleotides. Its product is annotated as protein pangolin, isoforms A/H/I/S-like. Gene Ontology annotation, molecular function: RNA polymerase II cis-regulatory region sequence-specific DNA binding; DNA-binding transcription factor activity, RNA polymerase II-specific. Gene Ontology annotation, biological process: cell differentiation; regulation of DNA-templated transcription; anatomical structure morphogenesis. The transcript has 2 exons. The coding region runs from base 1679 to 3658 and encodes 659 amino acids. NCBI's taxonomy places the organism in Eukaryota, Metazoa, Arthropoda, Insecta, Diptera, Culicidae. The record is from RefSeq and is a predicted model, not a curated record.
AGUGCAGCUUCGAAAACAUUCUACUGCUCAGUUAGAAACCAACAGUAAACAGUAUCGGACGGAAAAGUAGGAUUUUAGUUCCAGAAUCAUAAACAUUGUAAAACCUCUCUUCUUGUUGUGUAGUGUAGAACUUCACCAAACGGAAGAGAAAACAUAACUUUAUCUAGUUUGAACGCGAAGCGACGAAAGCAGCAAAAUUUAAUCAGGACAGGAAGUUCCGAACACCGAAACCGAGCGUGAAAGCAAUCGAAACCAGGGGGAAAAAAGGGAAAGCAAAAAAAGGACACUUUAGGUGAAAAUGAAUUUCACAAGGCGGUGUUUUUAUCUGAAAUCAGUGCGCGAGCAACGGAACGGUUCGGUUUUAAAAUAUAGUGUUUGACUCCUGGCACUUAGUCGCUGGACGGUAACUUCGAAGUAUUCGACCAGCCUAGCCCACAGUAGAGUGAUGCACUUCCGUGGCGGAAGCUCCAACGCUGAUACCAGCGCUGAGUCGAUCCAAUUGGAGUUAGAAAAUUUAUGAAUUUAUGGUCCGGUUUGUUUUGUCCGUGUUUUGUUCGUUUUGGAAACGCGAGUGCAUCGGGAUCCACGAAGGUCCUUUUCCGUGAGUAAACGGGAAAACCCACUCCGAAGUGAGCACGUGAAUGAAGAAUUGAUUUUCUUUCGGUUCCAUUUCCUCCGUCAGUGAAAGAAAAAAUCGUAGCCUAAACAAAGCUCUUCUCAGCAGAGUGUAAACAGAUACGCACAAUUUUAGUAGACUUCUCCGAAUUUUCCACCGGAGAAGAUAGUAAUCAACCAUUAGGCGUCUAGGGUCACAGCAGCCGAGACCUAGAGACAGACACACAGGACCAAACAAUUUUGAACAAGUUAUAGCAAGAGAGCUGUUAGUGAGUGAAGUGAGCGCGUUUUGCGGAAACUAUUGCAAGCGCAAUUUUUUUGUUCAAGUUUGUGGCGAUUUCCAAAACCGAGUUACAUUUUGCAAUAAAAGAAGCGUGAGAGCAGCUGAGUGUGUAAAGUCGCGACCUCAAAGUUUACAAAGUUGAGGAAGUUGGGAAAAAUUGAAGUGAGCGCGGAAAAUUUCUCGUCUCAAGAAGAAACAAAAAAAAAUAAUUCGUUGUGCAUUUUUUGAAUAUAAACAAUUUUGGUUUGCCGACAGGAAGAAGCAAUCGCAGAAAUACACAGAAAAGAAGAGAAAACAAAACAAACAAAAACAAAAAAAAACAGAAGCUAGUGAUGAUGCAAGGCAGAAAUAUUGUGGUGAGUACAAUGAUGUGGUGUGAGCAAAAGCAGUAUACCCUAGUGUCAUUGGACUUGUAAAUCAAAUAAUUUAGCUUACAUUAACGCAAUCUGGUGUUGAUCGUUUCCGCACGCUCUUCGUGUUGGUUGGUUCGUCCAAAUAAACACAUUCGUAAACGUGAAUAGUGGAUGCAGACGCGAGUGUUUGAAAGUGGUUAGAAAAAUCUGCCGUAAAAUCAGAGAAAUACUAUUCGCGAAAUACGCGAAAUAUUCCGCAAUCCCGAACCCCGUGUCCAAGUGCGUGACAGUGAAGAAGAAGAGUGCCGAAAUAUAAACCACCCCAACAUCGCAGGGGGAAGUAGUGAUUAAACAGGCGUAAAACUUAAGUCUCACCCUCACCCACAUUGGCGAGACGAGGUGAGGGGGCGUCGUGAAUAAGGAAAAUAUGGUUCCACAGCACAACCACGAGUUGCAGCUAUUAGUGUCCCAGAGCGAGAUGAUGGAUACCGGUGCGGUGCAAGUGCAGAUUGCCGCCACCAACUCAGCACCCCAGCAGCAGAAUCACCAGCAGACCUCGCUCCUAGAGGCAGGGCUGCUCCAGUCGGUGGUGGUGAGCGGAAACAGUGUAUUGAAUAACGGCCAAUCGAUGGUCUCCCAGCAGCAGCAUAUGGCCACGCCGGUGCUUUUCGGCUCCCAGCUAGUGGACAAAAACUCCAGCACACCUUACACCGAUGCGACACAGACGAAAAAACACAGCCCCGGUCACAUCAAGCGCCCGAUGAACCCAUUCAUGGUGUGGAGCCAGAUCGAGCGGCGCAAGAUUUGCGAGGUGACACCGGACAUGCACAACGCGGUCAUCUCGAAGAACCUGGGCGCCCGGUGGAAGGCCCUGAGCGAGGCCGAGCGUCAGCCCUUCAUCGACGAGGCGGAACGGCUGCGAAAGCUGCACACCCAGGAGUAUCCCAACUACAAGUACCGCCCAAAGAAGAAGCAGGUCAAAGGAAGCACCGGGAAGAAUGCAACUUCUGGUUCUGCGCCUGCAUCGUCAUCCGCUGCAUCCUCGCCUGCGUCAUCCACCUCGUCUCGGGACAGCUGCGGGUCUUCGCCCGGCGGCAGCUCAUCGACCACUUCCUCGGGUAAGUCCAAACCGAGCAGACGCAGUGGGAAGGUCAGCAAGAACGAUAACAAUAACAACAGCAGCAGCAGUAGCAGUAGUAGUGCCACCAAUUUGAAAUCGAAGAAGGCAGUAAUCCGGGCGGAACUACGGGAUAACAAUGGCAAUUUUGAGGAGCUGUACUAUCAUCCGUCGAUGCUGUGCGUUGGCGGAGAGUCACCAAACUCGCCGGAAGGCGCCACGCUGUACGACGACAGCUCGUUGAUCUCACCCGAGCCGACGUUUGCCAAUUCGGUAUUCGAGGCGGAGAACAAUCUGUUUCCCAGCAACCUGGACAGCUUCACGACGGACGAGUGUAGUCAUGGGUUCGUUCCGCAGACGUUGUUCGACACGGACGAAGACAAUAAGGCGUUCAUCAUGAACAACAAUGACGACUCGAAGGGUGGCUACCUGUUCACGACGAAUGGUGGGAUGAACGGGCAGGAGCAGAACAACGGGGGAAACAAUAGCGGUCAGAUGAGUGUGGAUAUCAAGCGGGAGAUGUACUUCGAAGAGGACGAUAGGUUCGGAAUGGACGAUCCGUGUCUCAGUGCUGCCAGUAUUAAUCGGUUGGAUGAGGUGUUGAACGCCCACAAUGACCAGGUGAACGGUCAAGUGGUGCACAGCCCCAGCCCCGUUAGUGUGAGUUCGAUGAAUGAUAUCGUCACGUACAAUGGGUUGUUCACGGUGAACAGCACCACGGGCAACGGUGCCCACAAUGGUAACACUUUAGCGAGCUUUAGCGAACUGUCCAGCAGUUGUCAGUCGCACACGCUACUGCUACCCCCGCAGCAGCUAACCCUCAACGGCCAGCUGAGUACGCUUAAUUCGGUUGGCCACCACAGCGGUGGCAACAACCGCUCGCUGCACUCGAACCACCCGCUCAAUAGCAUUUCGUCCAACUGCCAACCCUCGCCGGCAACUCUGGUAGUGAGCAGCUGUGCGAACUCCAGUAUAGACAACACCACCACCACCUCGAUCGUGGCCGGCAUGGUGCUGAGCAACGGUUGCGGCGGCAACGGGCUCAUCAUGAGCAGUUCCAGUCCAGCGAUCGCGCUCAGCCAGCAGUCCCACAUCAACAGCCAACACAGUGCGGCCAGCCUGGCCCACAUGGAUUUCGGCGACAUGGUCGUGCCGGAAGAUCUCAACGACAUCACCUUCGACGGACUGGAGACGGCUUCCUCCUCCAGUGGUUCCCAUCUGGAGUUCACCUGCACGACGGCGGACGUCUCCCGGCUGCUGGACAUCACCAUACCGUACGAUUUGAACUAAGCGCGCGGGGUCGGUCUCCACGAGGCGGCGCUGCGAUCGGCAGGGGGAGGAGAGGAAGCUUUGUUGAACAUCGAUGAAAACCAAAAAAUUAAGUGCUUUAUUGUGUGAGAGCGAGAGAGAGAGAGAAAAGUAGUUUUAGAGUACGCGAAUGAUAGGACGAGGGAAUGUAUGUAUAUUUGAAACAGUGUACAGAAGAAGACGGUUCAAGUGAAAAGCAAAUUGAAUGUGUUGUGAUGUCAGCAAACAGAGGGAGAGAGAGGGGGUCGUAAAAGCUCUCCAGCUAAAAGAGAGAGUUUGCCAACAGAAAAAACGAAGCAAAAUCAGCAUCAAAACAAAAGCAAAAAUGCGGUUUUAAUUAAUUAAAAAGUUUAGGCAAUCGGGAGUGGGUGAAUAUUCGAGCGAACGAGAGUGGACACGCGAAGAGGUUGUCAAUUAUUUUGUGGGACCGUAUUCUGGUGACGAGACGGACGGAAAAUUUAACGGAACAAAAAACAAAACAAGACACUAAAUUGGAAUUGGUGAUACUUAGUCCCGGGGGAAGGACGAGGAAGUAAACAGAAAAGCGGUGAUUUUUUUUCUGAGGCACUCGACGAAGGAAAGUCCAAAAAGAACUUUCGAAAGUCGCCGCUUUCCAGCUUCUAAUUGAUGACGGGCAAUGAAAUUGGUUCCUGUCUUUCGCUCUGGCGAGGCUGGAAAAGUUUGCCUGGCGGCGGGGAAAUGCUUUGUGGCAUUUCCCAUUAAGUCAUUACACUAAUAGUCUCUCACUUGGUGGCCGAUUGGCAGAUAAUUUCUCGUGUUUUGAGCAAAAAAAUUUGUGAUGCAAUGAUGGAGGGACGAUCUCUCGGGGGGUACACUACGUUUUGCUGAAUUCUACCUCCAACGAACCUUGGAACGAUGAAACUGUAGCUAAAGCUGUUUCUCGAAGUGGAAAAAAGGGAACCAGAACGCAUCUGCUAGCAGUAAAGCAAGAUCAAUCAUCUAGAAACAGAAAAAAACACUGUGUAUAAAUAAAAGCAAGACUGAAGCACAAGAUGGCAACAGCAGCAGCAGCAAAAAAAAACUCGCAUCGAAUCGAAGGGAAUCGAAUGACGGAGCUCGCGCUCUCCUCUGAGUGAUGAAACGAAGAAAUUAUGAUUAUUGAAUGAAUUUCUGGUCCGCAAUUUUUUUUUCUUGCGUUGCUGUCGGAUGCGAAACCGGAGGAAGAGCCAAGAAAAUGGUUGAUUUAUGUUUCGCUACAUAAACCAUGAAUUAUAAUCUUAUUAUACGGCUUAAACUACUUUGCUUUUUUCACUCCAGUGCUCGGCUGGAAAUCCUUUUUUCGCUUUUGGUUGCCCGAGUGCGAUGGCGAAGAGGGAGGCUUACUGCAGCAUGGAAAAUCAGUUGAGCAUCAAUAUACUGUUCCUUUUUUCCCCUUUUGAUUGCUAAGUGGAUCUUGACUGAAGUUUGCUUAUGGUGAGGGUCUCUCAGAUUGACGCAAGAAAUGUUGCUGAAAUUCAAUAUUCUUCAAAUACAUUGCGAUGGCUGGGAACCAAUAAUUCUUUCGGUGAGCCAACGAUGUGUAGUUCAGUUUUGAGGAUUGAGAUUUAUCAUUCAAUCUUUGCAAAGCAAACUUCUUAAAAGUACUGUUGGUGAGAAUCCUUUCAAUUAGGAGAGCGUCAAAGAUUCCUUAUCGCAUGUAUACAAAUUGAUGGCAAGCCAAGCCUUUUUUUGUAAAUCUACAAUUUUCAUGAUCCAUUUUUUACAGAAAUCUUGCUCUGAUAGCCGUCUUCUGCCAUCGAUACCAAACCAAAGACUUGCUACUAGAAUCGAAAUAUUCUGAACUCGAAUAUACUUUAUCAUAAUGAAUAAUUACCAAUACAUAUGAACUGUUUAGGACCUGCUGAGUUUAAUCAUGAGUUUUAUUAGUUGGUUUUGUUGAAACUAACAUUAAAAAUUCAAAUAUAAAAAAAAUCUUGUUUAUAUCUUUUCCAAGUACUAAGACUACAAAAUAUAGUGAACUGUCGGGCUUUAUGUUUCACCCGCCAUCAGAUAUUGUGUCGCUGUUGUAUCCACCUUAUUUGAUGCCAAUUUGCUUUGAACUGUUUAUCAUAUCCAACUGUUUUCCGGUUUUAUUUUUCAGAUUCCAUUUAACGAUUUUCCAUUAUUUUCACUUUGACGCUGCUUCGGUCAGUUUCGAGGUUUUCUGUCCUUGGAUACGAUUCGCAAGUUUUUGGAAGUGUACCAUUCCUGAUCCAUUUUAACGCAGGACUCCGUCUUUCAUUUCUGUACCGGGGUGUAAGUCCAAUGUUUCGGAAGUGAGAGAGUGACGCUGGACUGCAAGGUUUUCAACGUUAAUACUUCUUUACCGGCUGAAAUGAGAGGUAUAAUAAUCACUUCAUCCGAAAGAUAAAAUGUCAACAAGUUAUAUGAUUGUCACUUAUUGGUCCAAGAAAUUGUUUCAAUAGUUUAAAAAUUGCUUUGAAACCAAGCUAUUGAAGUCAUAACAAUCUAGCUCAUUGAUGAUGAUUGGUGAUCGCAAUGUGUUCCCAAACAUAUUCUGCUUAGUCAUAUUUUGAAGCUCGUGAUCACUGGUAUAGCUUGCCAAUAGUUUCCUGAAUAAGAUUUUAAUUUAGUUUCGCAUUAUAAACAUUCAUUUAAUACUCACUUUCCUAGUGGUGUUUAUACAAGGUUUUGCAAAAUUUAGCGUUGAUAUCAUUUGACAACUGUCCUGUGGCGCUUCCCCUCGGAUUUUAACAAAUAAUUUUGAUUUGAUAAUUGCGUUCACAGUUUUUGUAGCGAGAUGGUUUCAAACUUUUGUUUUGUUCGCAUUAUAUUUCGAAAAAAAAACAAUUUCUAUCGUUACUAUAUUUAACACAUUUGGCAUUAGCAAAAAUAGUUCUGUUCAGUACUGUUCCAAUCGUCUGAUUGAGUUUGUUAACUGUUGCGAAAAAUGAUCAAAUAUAAAAAUAAAAAUAAGUUUAUCUUGUUACAAAAUCUAAAUGGAUAUCUAGUAAUCUGUAAUCUGUAUAUGCAGUUUCUUAGUCAAAAAACAUGCUGAACACCUGUAUCAUUACAGAAAAAUCGGUGUUCCCGUGAUGCAAUCUAAUAGCAUCAGUUUAUGUUCUGCUUUCGCAUGGAAUGGACAUGAAAAAUUGUUUGCGUGCGAAUGCGUCCGAGCCAAGGAAUAUUCGCACCCAUUUACACAUUCGACUGGGUGUUCCCGUGAUGUAAUCCAAUAUCAUCAUUUUCGGCUCUGCUUUCGCAUGGAACAGUAAUGAAAAAUUGCCACAUCAUGAUAAAAACGAAAUGAAUUUAUGCAGAAUUUUAAAAGAAUUUAUGAAUUUUAUGCAAGGUUAUAUAGACUUUUUUCGUUUUUAAUGUGAAAUGCUGCCCUUAGUUUCUAUUCUGCGUAUGGAGUGAUCAUGAAAAAUCUCGUGUUAUUCUCACGAAAACAAAAAUGAAUUACGUAUCAAACAUCUUCAGUUGCUUAUACAAGGCCACUCAAAUUCCAUCGGUUCGUUUCGGGACCACCAACAAUUUCGAAAGAGUUGAAUUUUAUGUUAAUAACAAUUCCAUACUUAUACUCAUCCAACCCACACACUAAAAAGCAAAACUUUCAGCAAUCUUUCACAAUAUUUAUUCAUUCAUUAAUAAGGAAUUGUUUCAGAUGCAAUUUCAAAUAAAUGAUUACCGAGCGAACGGUAGUUCUACGUCUACCUAGCGGUUAUAUCACAUAUAUAACCCACUUCUUGUUUUUUGAUUUGCAUUCCUCAAUAAGUGGUAACAAGAUUUUUGCAAUAAUUUCUCUAUAUGAAUAUCUUGGUUGAGUGAGACAGUUGUCACGAACAUUACGUUUUUCAACGACGAAUAGCUUAUCAAAACAAGUAUUUUUUUUCUUGGGGAACAUUGACAAUUCUCUUGUAUGAAAUUAAACCUUUUCUUCGCCUGUACCCGUGUACAACUCUUGACAUGGGUGCUGCAUGUAAUCCGCCUGGCCGUAUUUUUCGUCCUCCAUUUAGACGCAAUCAAAUUCAGUCAGCACAGCGCCCAGUGUUUUGCUGGUAAUCUCGAUUGGGUAUCAUUGCACUGCUGUAUAUGAUAUUCCCGAGGCUGUAUUACGUAUGGAAACGUAAACUCAUUUUUCCUCCUGUUUUUCUUAUAAAAUUGAAUUCGGUGAAGAAACGAACAAAAAGGUGAUAACGUUUACCCGUUUUUAAUUCAUUGGAUUCUGCUCAUUAACAAAUAUUGAUAAGAAUUUUCUUUUCUGAUGAAGCCAUUUUAUACGUAAAUACUCUGAGUCAGAUAUGCGUGUAAAUAUGUGUAUUUUGGUAUAUUUUACAACUAUGUUCCACAGCAGCUCGUCCUGACAUAUGACUCCAUCAAUACAGAAGUCCUCUUAUCAACAUUUUUCAACGAUCAAAUUCACACCCUUUCUGAUAGAUCACUCUUUAGUUCGUUUCUUCUUCGAGUUCAAUUUUGCGAAAAAAGCAGACGGAAAAACGUGUUUAAAUCAAUAAAAUUCACAAUGUUUUUACAAAUCCUAAACGAAACAUCGUAAUUCUGCAUACUAUCUUAUUUGUGUGAAUAAUUUUAUGGUACAAAAAUUUGAGCACACCUGUACUAAAUAUCGAAAUCCUUUGCCGUACUCACACAUCGUCAAAAAGACGGGUGUUCAAGUUUGCAAAUGCAUGAUUGAAGAAAUAUUCAAAAUUUGAGGCGACAAAUUUUUAACGUUUCACCCUUUAAUUUCAAUAUUAUAUUGGGUUUAGAAAACAAACAAAACUUUGGAACUAUUUUUUAUGAUUAUUCAACUGAAUAAUUUUUAAUUUCCCCUUUUUUGGCGGGCUCCUGUUCAAUACAACAUUCUACGUUGCGAACGUUUCAUCUCUUCUAUACGCAAAACGAUUAUCUUCGAAUAUAGUACUACACUCUGUCCAACUUCUAUAAGACCAGGUUAUGAUCUUGCUGUUUGUGUCAUUGCAAACAAACAAUGCUUCAAUUUAUAUUCUAAGGUAUUUGUAUUGGUAACUAUCAUUUACUGCAUGAUUUUAAUAUGUGUGUGUGCAAGCGUUCAGCGUAAACAAAUGUUUUUUGUAUUUUUCAAGUGUCAAGUUUCUAUAAGACCAGCAACGUUUUCCUUUGUAUUUAGUUAGUUUUAUUAAUAAAUCUAGAAAAUGCCGAAAGGAAAAGUGCUCGCGGAUAGAGAAAAAAGACAAGUCGAUGCAUUUUACCAAGAAAAUGUUGGAAUUAGAGAAAUUGCUCGUCGGAUUGAACGAUCCCAUCAAGUAGUGCUCAAUUAUUUGAUGAAUGCUCAAGGAUACAGUAAAAAGAAGAAUGCUCCAUGUAAAUCGAAGCUUUCUGACCGGGAUAAGCGGGAAAUAAUUAGAACAGCUUCGAAUACUUCAAAAUCGCUUAUGCAAAUAAAGCAAUCUUUGCAAUUAAAUGAUUCAUGGGAGACAAUUCGUCAAAUUUUGAUAAACGUCCUUACAUAAAGAAGGCUAAAAUGGUUAAAGCUCCUAAUCUUACACCACCUCACAUCGAGAGACGUCUGAGUUUUGCCAAAGCUCACAUGAAUCAACAGUGGGACAUGGUAUGUCACGACAAAGAACGUUUUCAAAAGAAUACAUUUUGCUAUAUACCAUAACGAAAAGUUCCUCAAUUUUAACUUCACUAGGUUAUCUUCAGUGACGAAAAAAAGUUCAAUUUGGAUGGUCAUGAUAGUUUCAACGGGUAUUGGCAUGCUUUACGGAAGAAGGAACAGUAUUUUUCAACCAGGAAUUUUGCAUGCUCGUGCAUCGUUUGGGUGGGAUUCUAUGCAACUGGAAAGCUCAACAUAGCUUUCACAUCAUUCAAGGAUUACAUGCAUGUUCUUUUGCGUGGAUAUCGUUACAUUCCAGCAAAAUAAUGCUACUAUUCAUACCAGCAAGGAAACUAAACAAUAGAUUACGGUCCAAAAACUUGAUUUUUUCGACUGAAUGGCUGGCUCUCCAGACUUCAAUCCUUUUGAAAAUUUUAGGAGAGAUCCUUGUACGCAGAAUCUACACUGAGGGAAAACGAUACACCACGAUUGAAGAACUCAAGGUCGCAAUUUCGGAAAAAUUGAAAAAUAUCGAGAAACCCGUUCAACAGAAUUUGGUAAAUAGUAUUUCAACAUGAAUUUUGCAGGUUAUUAGCCGAAAUGGCAAGUUUGCUAAUUAUUGGCAUGUAUCAGGCAAUAAUUUUGAAUUAUUGAUAAUUCUUAUGAAUUUCGAAAUGGCCUUAUAGAAAAUGGACAGCUGAAAUCAUCAUAUUUAAAAAUAAGAAAUAAAUAAACUACUUUCAUGCACGAAAUUGACGUUAAAUAUACUUUAUUCUAAGCAUUCUACAAUGUAUAAAUGUAUCUUGUUGAAAUUCUAACUGUUUGUGUUGCAACGAAAUAAUUUCAGGGUGGUCUUAUAGAAGUUGGACAGAGUGUAGUAUCAGCUGAAUGCCACUGAAAUUAUUGACAAAAUGCAGAAUUUCAGAUGCUUGUGAUCAGCCUCUCUCUUUCACGCCCCAGGUGAACAAUCUCCCUUCCGCUUUCUUCCAUACUGUUUUCAUUUCCCGCUCCAUUAACCCACUUCGUGACCAAACGAGCUCACCUAGUACCAUAGACCCGCCUUAAGUUAUUUAUUUAUUUAUCGACAUAUUUCACAUAGAUUCACACAGAUUGGUUACCGACGCCUAAUUCUAUUCUUACUACAUGGGCUGGAAAUUCUCGGAAUUUUUAAUGAAAACAAUCGUUUUUUUUUGCGUCUAUUAAUAAUCACAACUAAAUGUUAAAAUGAAUAUUUAAACAAGUUGUUUUUUGUUAUUUUCAUUAGAAUUUUAUUAUUAUAAUAUUAUUACUAUUUUUUGUUCAAAGUACAGUGAUUGGCCUCUAAUUGGAUAUCUAGCUAAUUGGACAGACCUGUAAUGCGACACGAAUAAUUGGACAUUUGAUGCUCGUUUUGGGAAUUUUGUAAACGUCAUUUGUGUUUCUACAAUACGAUACAUUUUUAGGAUUUUUUUCAACCAUUUUACUAGAUUAAGUGUUUUGCACACUUUCGUAAUGUUUUUUUUGUAAGAUUUUCAAUGAUUUUCCUGUAUAAAUUUGUUUUCCAGAUUGUGUUAUGUUUGUUGAUAUGUCCAAUUACAGGUCACGCCUCUAAUGCGAGUGAUGCCUCGGUAUAUACAAUAAGAGGCAAAUCUCUUUAGUUACUUUCAGCUUCCAAACACUUUUUACAUCGAAUGAAUAGCGAUUCUAAUACGUACUAUAAUCUAUUUAGUGAAAUGGCCCUUGACGCUUCGGUUUAAUGUUGCCUUAGUUUUUGGUAAGAAUAAAAGUCACAUGGUGCCAAUUCAAGUGAAUACGGCGGAUUGUUCGAGCAUCAUGGAACCCUUUUUCUGCGUUUCAUAUAUCCAUAAAUAAUGGAAGCAAUAUACUACAAUUAUCGAACGAAAUUUAUUUCAAGAAGCUGUAACAAAAACACUCUGAUUAAUGUGAAGCGCAAGACAACAACUGUUCUAUCAACGAAUAUUUCCAGGGCUGCUUGAAUACUAUUUGUGUUUGUGAGCACAUUUAUUCAUUACGUGAACAAUGGCCGAUAAUGACCUUUCUUGAUUGAAAUAAUUUUUGGAACACAUUUAUUAAUGUUCAAGUUUUUUUAAAUUGGAUACGACCGAAUCAGUGUCUGUUUCUGCAUACUAGAGUGAUUGAGUUUUUUUACUGAAUUGUAUUUACUGCCAAUCGAAGAAUAUCACGAGAAAAAAUUUCCGGUGCCAUCUCUGGAAUCACACCGAGUGGAUUGAACUCGGCUGCGCCAGUUUUGUUCAAAAUUUAUGUGUAUCGAGACACGAUUUUUUCCAUUUACAAUGCAAAUCGAUCCUCUAUUUCUAUUAUCACUCCGUUGUCCGUUGUCUUUCCGUCAAUUGUUUCCAAUUUUCCAAUUCUUGUUGUGUACAUUGUCCUUCUUGAUUACGCCUUCUAAACAUCUCUCAAUGAGUUAAUAAAUUCAUAUAAAUGAUAAAGAGAUGGCGUUUAUGUUUAAGGAUUCCAUUUGACUUCAAGUACUUCAAGUACAAACGGUAACAUUAUGUGUCAAAAUUUCAGUGCUCAUUGAUAUUGUUUCUUUUUUCAAAUUUCACAACGUAAUAACAUUGUGAGCUCUUCUUCGCAGCGAUUUAGGAAACUUUUCACAAAUUUUCUUUGAGUUUUUGGAAACAAGAAACUCGGAAUAUCAACCUUUGGUGUCAAUAGCGUCACCUUAAUCACUAUAAAAUGAGAAAGAAACCUCAGAUUAUUAUAAAAUUUUGACACGUGUCACUUCCGUAAAGUCAGACGAACUUGCAAAUAAUGACGACAUCUGUAGGUCUACUCAUUGAGUGACAACAGGAAUGCUAGGAAAAGAAAUUAAUACAAUCGCGGAUUCGGUCCACGUCUGACAGCCUUUGCGUGUAUGUGUGCUUGCGUAUGUUUGCAAAUGAGCGUGUGCGCGACCGAUUGACAAGUUCUGUGACGACAAAAUCAACACACACACACACACACACACAUUAUUCUGUACAGUAAAUUGUUACGACGAAAUAUGACAAACAGAAAGUUAGGUUUGUUUUUUUGUGUAAUUUUCAGGGGAACUAGUUAAGUUUCCGUUUUUUCCCAACGAGGAGAUAGAGAUGGAUGAGAUUCAUUGAUGACGAAGCGGCGAAGCAAACUGUAGAUAUAAAAAAAAUAAGAAAAUAAGCUGAAUGUGAUUUAAGUAAUGGAAUACAAAAUUCCGAACAACUCGGAAGUUUGUUCCAGAAAACAAUACUAAGAAGAAAAAAAACACACACACGCAACUCAUAAAUACAAACAAACAAAUGAAUGAACUGUGAACUCUGCGCAGGAGUUGUGCACUUUUAGUUGUAAAGUUAGUACUUUUUAAUCGUAGCCGGUAAGGAAAAACCCAUGUUGUGAAAUCUUGGAGAUAGCGGAAGCGCUGUUAGCGAGGGCCAUUUUUGUUCAGACGAAACGGGCGCAAGUCGUGCGUGUGAGUCGUUAGUCGUCCCCACGCAGAAGGAAACCAUAUUCGCUAGGAGUAAAUUAGUCCCCCCCCCCUCAAUACAUAUAUUAUUGUGGUUAUGAUAAUUGUGUAGUAGAGCUAUUUUAUAUAUCUAUAUAUCAAAAACACGCACUAAAUCAGCGCGCUAGUGGCAGUGACAGGUGGAAGUAUAUCUCCAUUUUUCUCGUUUCGCAAGCGAAACGACAGAGCGGAAAGAACCUCUCUCUCACUCAACACGUGUUUUCAUUAGCGAAGGAUUGUCUUUGCGCCACCCACCACCAUCGCGUGGGGGUGGGUAAAAGCAACAACUAUACUGUAGAACGAUAUUAAACUACUAUUGUGAUUUGCAGAAGAUCUCUCAAAUAAACGAAACAAAAAAUAAAGAAAUGAUAACUUGGUUUUUGUCAGCAAACAAUAUCAGGGAAAUAUAUUUGUUUUUGUUUUCUUUUUUAAGGAAAAAACAAACAGUAAAAGUAACGAAAAAAAAUCAUUACAAUAAAACGUGAAAAGGUGAACGCGAAGAACCACAACAACACAACAUAACCCAUUGCUGAAGACAUACUGAAUCACACGGUAAAACAUAGUUGAUAGAUGUGUUCGAUGGAACGGAAGCAUCAACCCUAAGCUAGAUUAACCGAUUCCGCUGAGCUGGAACAGUGUCAGUGACAAUUCAAUAGCUUUUCAUUAAUCAUUUAAGUCAAUAGUUGAAGCAGUUGAAACAGUACUACUAUAGAUUAAAAGGGAAGCACUUAGGAGAAAGGACGUAACUUUUUGAAAGUGUGGUCGCUAUUUUUGUGAACCGAAAAACAACAAACAGAACCAAGCGCUAGUUUAGAAUCAUUUUAGCGAGAGGAUGCCUAUUUUUGACAGAUAUGUUUAUUAUUUACCUUUCGACAAAAACUAAAAACACACAAAUCUCAGGAAAAUAACGAAAAUUCAAAAACAAUUAUUAAAUAAAAGAAGAUUGUUAUGCAACUUAUUAUACAAAAAAACAUUGUUUAUUUUACUACUAUUCACCGAAAAGAAAUCAUUACAAACAAACAAGCAAAAAAAAAAAAAUAAAUCAACUCAUUAAGUGAUGCAAAACGUUUAGGAAUCACACACACACAAACACACCGAGCUGUCAAAUUAUAGAUACCGCGGUGUAACGGAAUCAAAACAAGUUACUUUCGAAUGCUCGUAUGGUUUUCCCGUGUUGGAAGUUUAUACUAAUUUGUAUGAAAAAAUGGUUAGCUUAACACAAAUCACAAAAAAAGGAACACAAUUUAUUGAGAGAACAAUCAGCAAGAAGCAAAGCAACGAACCAUUUAUCGUCCGACAAAUCAUCCGCUAUGGUUAAUUGCGAUAGCCUAGGUCCCUCGUAUCUAUUGGUUAUCGAACCAACCCACAGAAAACACACCGUGACGUACUUUGAGGUUGUGAGAGUGAGCCAUUCCCAAGGCCAAGAGAGACUAUCAAUCAGUGUGUAGCAGUGCAGUGUCUUCCCCGGGCGUUCCCCGUUGGCGAUCCAAGGAAUCCGGUCGAGCCAACUGUAACGUACACAGCUACUACGUUCCACACACUGUGAUGGCGCGUCUGUAGUUGUGACAACGGAUGAUCACCACGUGACACGAAGCGCGGAUGCAAAACAAAUAGGUGAGACGAAAUAAAAAAGAAAAUGAAAAGGGCUUGUGAGUGAAUUUUUACGACGACGUUUUUAAUCCGUUUGUAGCGACGAAAAGUUUAAGUUUGAAUUGUUGUUGAAUCAAUAUUAGCUUAGUAGCUAGUUAGUUGAAAUCAAUUGAAUUGGAACGGGACUACGGGCGCCGAGCAGACGUAUACUGACACACCGUAAAACAUUUUCAGCGACUCGAAAGCAAGCAAAUCUUUUACUGGUGAUUGUGUGUGUUAGUGUUAGUAGCAACCUAUUGAACUUAUUGGUGUAAGUGGGCCCACGUGUGCACUAGGUAUCAUAAACAAUUACUACAUUGCAUUGUAUCAGCGCUAGGGUAGAUAAAAAGAAUACAUACACACUCGAUUCUAGUGGCAUAGCCGUUGCAACAAAGGUAAACAUUUCAAUUUGUCAAUAACAAUUUUGGUGCAAAGCGAGAAGAUAUGCUGGAAUAAUCUUAAGACUGAUAGCAUUGGGAAAUUAUUGCCGUAUGAGCAAGUGACGGGGUUAGACUAAAAUUUGUAACUACCAAGUAGCGUGUCGUUUGUUAAGAUUAGUACACCAAUAACUGUUUGGAACAAAAUCGACUAAAGUCUCACCUUUCAGUGGUUUCUCACACGUAUGAAAUUUAUCUGUUGGAAAUUUUGUUAAUUCGCUAUACCUAUACCUGUCACUGAGAAUACGUCCAAACUGCCAGCUCUGUCAUUCCAAUGCCGGCAAAUUAUUUGAAAAAUUGAGAAACACAUUUACAGAGUGACAUAUUAUGUGUCACUCUCUCGCUAAUUCAUUAAAGCAAACUAUUGAAAAUUCACUCAGAGAACUUUCUGUCGGCUUUGUAAGAUCACUUUCUAUCUGUUCCCACUCAAUGACAUUUCGAUUUUCGAACAACCCCAAAAAUUUGCUAGUCCCUCCCAGGCUUUCCCUGUGAGCAACCCCGCCGUCCUCACCAGGAUCAGAGAGAGUAUGACAGAUGGGACAAUUUACUGAAAACGAUUUGUGACCGCCAUGGGAGUCUGAUUAUUGAACAUUCUUUGCGAACAAUUUCCAAUUCUUGUUACAUACGGAACAUUUUUUUUUUAACUUUUUUCGAUUUAAAAGUCGAAAACAAUAGAAUUUACAGACGUCAUGUUUUCUUCAAACUGGUAACACAUACUUUGUCCUUCGCUGCGCUACUUUCUGACGAUAUGGUCCCACCUGUCAAUAUUCACCUUGUUCACAAACAACUCAUCGAAAAGCGAACAGCACAACAACAUAACCAAGAAAAUGAAAUUACUUUGAUUUGAAAUGAUGAUGAUGAAAUUAUUUUUCCUGGUGAUUAAUUUGUUCUUAUUCUAUGACAAUGUGUUUGUAGAGUUUUUCCCGACAGGAAUUAUAUCGUCUGUUUAAUGGUAAAGGCUGGAUCACAAUAUUUCGUUGCGUCUGAUGUCAACGCUUGCGCUGGAUUGACACAAAACAAUCCGUCAUUCAACGAAAGAAUGACGCAGAUCUGUUAACAACUCAGCAGAACUCUGGGAACCGACGUUCACUGAUGGUCAUAAUCGUCGGAAACAUUUACACCAGGUGUACAAGUAUGAAUCUGCAUCUUUAAAAAAAACUAAACCUGCAUUUUCUUAAAAAUGCACUGGAAUGAAAAACUCUAUUCAAAGUAUUUUCCUUUGACAGCUUAACAUUGUUUCACAUCUCUCCGGCAAUUUGCGGCUGCCACGCCAAAAGAAUUGUUGCUUUUUAGAAGCAACCCAUUCAUCAAGCCAUUUUCUCACAUUUUCGUAAUAACUGAAGCGAUGCUUAGCAAAUGCGUGCUCCAUUGAUAAAAAUUGAUGAUAGUCGGAAGGAGCCAAGUCUGGUGGGUAAGCCGCAUGCGAAUGGUCUUCCCACCCAAAUGUCUAAAUCGUUUCCUUGAGCGGGUUUGUAGCGUGUAAUGAAGCAUUAUCAUGCGGCAAAAUCACUUUGUGUUGCAAUUUUUGGUACUCUGGUUAUUUUUCACCCAAAGGUCAAUUCAGUUUGGUCAUUUGCUGUGGGUUGUGUUCAACUAAAACCCAACUAAAACGGCUUGUUCCAUCUGUCUGAUGUGUGAUGUCUAAGCAACACGAUUUUGCACCAAGAACUAGUAGAAUUUCAUCUUUUAUUGCACUGUUCUCGCGUUUUGUUCUGAUUUGCUGGCGAAAAAAUAUUCGCAAAUCACGAAAGCGGAGAUGCUAACGAUAUUUUUGGAAUAGCUGGAAGAAUCGAUUUUUCUUGUUACUCAAUUUUGUUUACAUUACUAGCUGACACGACCAAUGUCGUGGUGUCAAACACAAAUAAAAUGAAAUAAAGAGAGCUAAAAUCGGACGAUUCCUUCUUAGAUUUUUUCUCUUAGCAACACGUUUGGGAAUAUCGAAUAUCGAAUGAACUGAAAGCGCUUAUCAUAACAUUGAUCUAUGGGCAGAGACGAGUACUUUAAAACAAAGGCGGCUCAAAUCAGACUAUACCUUCCGUGGGUUUUGCGCUUACCAACACAUUUGGUGAUCCAUUUUCAUUUAUAUAGAAAAAAAUCACGAUGAACACUGACAGUGUCAGUAAGUAGCGUUUUUAAUUUUCCUGUUUGUGAUCAUACAUUUGAACAUUAUAUUUUUGAGUCACUUUUUUCACAACUAAUCCUGAAGUGUAACCACGAUGACAACGGUACGGUCUGGAUCUGAAUAUGAAAUUAGUUUUCCGCUAAAACUUAUCGUUCUAAUAUAUAUCUUUAGAUACAAUUUUUGUAAGAGAGGCUCUCCAUUCACAUUGAACACUAAUUUGAUACGGAGAAGUUCAUUUUCAUUCAUAUUUUCCAUUUGAAAGGUGUCCAUUCUGUCUGAAAACCCAUUAUUAUCUCUCACGCUUAACAAACUCGUAAAACGAAGUCCGAUAGCGUGCCGUUCAUUUCGUUUUCACCGUGAAGUGAGUACGGGAAUAAGGCUCUUUGUAGAAGGAGAACAAUUGACACAUGCCUUCAUUAUAUAUGACAUUGGUUGGAUCAAUUAUCGUCAUGUUUAUGAUGAAAGAAUGGUCUUAAUUAACGUUUUAGAACUUGAUUGAAGAGUGUAAUGUAAAACCAUACUGAAUUGGUCUUGAAAUCAGUUGGAAUUUUACAUGCUGAGAAUGUUUAUUGAUCAACUUUUUACAUGAACAUUAUCCAAACUGAUAUAAUUUUCCUGAUCGGACCAAAAUGUCAAUAAAAGGGAGCCAAACUAGUGAUAAAACACCACACUUCUUUGUGAUUAUAGCAGAUAGAUGAGUAUUGAUGGGGAAAAACGUCAUAAAGGUCCUCGAGUAGAAUUCCCAUAGCUAAAGCAAAAAAAAAAAAUUGGAAAUGAUGAUUUUUUUUAAAAACUAGGCAAAAUUGUGAAAAUAAAAAAAAAACUAGGGGUAGGUUAUAUCUGUAAUACAACCGGAGGGUUGACGUAGGACUACCGUUGACUUAGAAUUAUUUUGUUUAAAAUUGCAUCUGAAUCGAAUCUCAAUGAAUGAAUGUAUUGAAAAAUCUUCGGAAAGUCGCAAGCCGUGCAAACAUAGGGCUUCAUGCAUAUUCUGCGGGUGCAUUCAAACAUUUUGCACGUCUGUUCCUCUUGGUAGAAAAAUAGAAACGGGAUUUGCCAGAGCGAGCAUAAUUGACCCAUCGAACAAUCAUGAUGGAUUUUGAUAUAUCGAUUUCAAUAGUUUAUUUUCAAAGCAAUUUUUGAGCUAUUGAAACAAUUUUUUGGAUACGUAUGUAUCGAACACCACUCAUAGACCUUCCAUCUUUCGAAUGAAAUGUUUGUCAUAUUACUUCUCUCAACCGGUAAACGUUAAUAUCUCACGUUCAAAACAGUCUCUUGAUAGAAUCCCUCCGAAGUGUGUUGGUUUCACAAAUAAUUAGGUGAUACUAAUUAUACCGUGAAAACAAUGUUUCCAAAAUUUCAGAGUCCAUAUAAAAAUUUCACUCUACACGUCGGUAAUGUUUAUCUACAAACAAACAUUCAUUUUUGUGCAAAAUAUCGAUCUACCAAAAUCUCCGGUGCAGGAAUCGAUUCCUCCAUUGAAAAUAUGCAGCACAAAUUAUAUUCCCCCUUCUCCUACUCCACAUCUGUGGAUCUGUCUCCAGAUGAUAUCUCACGGCACUGUGUUGAUUUCACAAAUAUGAAUAUUUAAUGUAAACCAGCGAAACCUAAAACAUCAAUCUAAGAAUCGUUUUCCGCUAGUUUUGGCUUCAUUCAUAUCGGCAGCAAAAAAGAAUCGGGCACGGUCUGUGGGGAGGACCUUGCUUUGGCUGGCAGUGAGAGUAUGCUCCUUCUACCGCGAAAUAAUGAUUAAAUGGAUUUUCGCGCGCGCAUUGGCUUAUAUACAGAUUUGGUGAUUUCAAUAGCCUGUUUUCAAAUCAUUUUUAAACUUAAUGAAACAAGUUUUUGGAUCAACAAGUAAAAAUCAUUGAACCCUUGGACAUUUUAUCUUUUGAAUAAAGUGAAUAUUAUACCCUCGGUUCAGUUAUACCCCUUGAAUUCAGCCGGAAAAAAGAUAUUAACGUUCAAAACCUUGCAAUGCAAGUGUAACGAAUUCGUUUUUGAAACUUUGAACUUGAAAUGAAAUACGUAGUACUACGUCAAAAACUGGAUAUUUUAUGCUUUUGGCUGACUCACUGACAUGGGAAAUAUACAGGAGAAACUGGAAGGUUGACAGACCUGCACGAGAUAAUUUUCUGAAAUACUGCGUUGAGGCAAAUAGGACCGAGGUGACAUUGGACGCACGAAAAUUUUAUUGUACGAUAACUUACAAAGAGAAACAAACCAUUUUGUUCGCUUAAAGCUGACGAAUUCGAACGAAGAAAAGGGAAGCAAUGUAACCACACCAAUACAAUGCUAUGCAGUUGUUUACUUCUCACGAUUGCAUGCGAUUCGUGCAGCCACAUUUUUCGAAGAAGCUGCAAGCAGUGUCACCGCGGUCUAUCGCGUUGACGGCUGAAUGGUUUCGACAUCUGGAUACAUUAGUUUGUAUGACGCCAACUAUUCUCUAUCAGAUUAGUCGGCCCUAAGGCAGUUUUAAAUUGCUGAAAUUUGUAUGAACAUUUUUUUUUGCGUUAUUUACCUACUAGAAGUACGUUGUUCUGACUCUGAUUUAAACUAUUCUUUAUGAACUUCCAGAUAUUCUCACCAAAAUUUACCAUUAUAACAUAAAAUUACCUUUAGACACAAUUUUUGUAUGAUAUUUUUUCACUACUUGCAAGCAAAAGUGAUUUUCAUUUACAUAGAGUACUAGUUUGAUUUGAGAAAAAGAAUUUUCAUUCACAAUUUUUAUUUUAUAGUGUGUUCAUUUCUUCUGGAAACCCAUAUUGUCAUACCUACUCCCCCAUUUCGUAAUACGAAGCUCAAUGCCGUCAACGCGGAUGAUAGAACAAACUUUAGCGUUCAGUACCAACGUGGUCAUAUACUACAGGUGAGCUAAAUUUUUUGUAUCGUACACGAAAAUUACUCACACAUAUAAAAUAGCGUUCAGUGUUGUGCUCAGAAACACUGAAACACUUUCUGUAUGUUAUUACACAAGGUUAAACUCGGUUCACUUUGUGAACUAAUAUUUUGUUAAUAAUUCCUCACUAAUUGCACGCUAUUUUGUACACUAUUUACUAAUGCUAACGCGAGGACCUUUAUAGCAUACCUGGUCACUAUCUAAAUUCGUUGGUUCAGUACAACGAGACAAAUGACGCGAUGUGUCAUUUGUACAUCAUUCGUCAUUAUACCAAAGUGGUUUGAGAUUUACUAAAGGUAUGCUAAAUUGUUUGUAUCGUAAAAAAAAUACUCACACCUACUUUAGUUUAUUUAUUAUAUAUUAUAAUUUAAUGUUGGUUUGAAUUAAUUUUUCCAGUCGUCUUUUUACAAAGUUGAACUCAUUGGAAGAACUAACUAGAUAGUGAUAACUGCUACUCUGAUGAGGUGAUUUAAUAUGAAAAUACUGUGAAUAUAACUAUUGUUGUGCAAAAAAUGUACAACUCUCGUUUACAUUUGUUACUUAGGAUCUUUUCAAAAGUUACGCGAGAAUUCUUCAUAUAUCCUAGCUAUCUUUCCAAUAGAUUGUGCUCAUGAAUAGCUGCAUCAGAGCUGAAACCCCCUUAUCGAAAUUCUUCAAUGGGCAAAAUGCAAACCCGGUAAUAAUUAGCGCUAUUUAGUUCGUUUUUCAUUGAGUUAAAUUUUGUUAGCUAAAACAGAGGUAAACGGUUUGAAAUUAACAAAACUCACCAAACAUCGCGAUUAUGCUAAUUAUCAUACCUCGAUCUGUGUAAGUAGUUGCGUAAAUUGUACCAACGAUAUUUAGUACACAUGUAGUAAAUGUCAGACAUUUUGGUAUGCGGCUUUUCGCGUUAAAUUUUGAAAUAGAACACGAAAAUUUCUCACACAUAUGAAAAAGCGUGCAGAAUCACGGUAUUUUGUUCAGUUUUUUUGUGAAUUUUGUUGAUAUAAAGAUGUUUUUCUGUAUGUUUUUGCUCACCAAAUUUAACUUUGAGACAAAUUCUUGAUUUUUAGAUUCCUCAAUAGUUCAGACAAUUUUGCAUGCUGUUUACUAAACUAACGCGCGGGCCGUUAUAGCAUACCUGGUAACUGUCUAAGUUCGUUGCUUGACGGCAUUCAAAGUAUAUAGAAUACCAGGUAUGUUACAUCGACUGUGUCAAGGAAGAAAAAGAAGCUAAUUUAAAAAAAAAUCUCAGUUUGUUCGACGUCGUAAAGUUUUACAAAUAUCGUGCUUUAUCACUUGUUUGAAAAUUAGGAAAAAGUGACACACUUGAAGCUGAUCUGACGGCAAAUACAAUAGUGUAUCGGGUUUUCAUUGCAGGUAAAGUUUUAUGUGAUCUUUCCUCAAUAUCAUAGAGAACCCUUUUUUGUUUUCUUCUGCAAAAUAUCGCAAUGCAACAUCCCACGAUGCCGGAACAAUAGCAGAAUUGAAAGUGACGAAGGAAUCAGGAUAUAAUUUCGUCGUUUUGCAAUAGAUAAAUUGUUGAGAUGGAAAACCAUUCAUCGAUGGUCUUUAAAUUACUCUUUGCCUACCACUACAUAAACAAAAUGGGGAGUAAUAUACCUGGUAUUUUGUUUACUUCGGACGGGAUUGAGCUUCUUCUGCCACCACUGUGAAGCGAAAAUGAAAAUAGACUUUCUGCACUGAGAGAAAUCAUUAGUAAAAAUAGCAAAUUUUUUGGUAAAUGCUACCAAUCUAUAGUCAUUUUCUACCGUAUAAAAUAUUGGUAUAUCCUGCGAGGAGAAUUUACAUACGAUUGGUAGAAUGUACAGAAAAUUUGUACAUUCUUAUAAUGCUUGCAUCACCAAAGCUAUUGGGUAGUUUUCCACCAUGGAUUUUACUGAAUAUGGUAGGAUUAAGAAAAAAAAAACAAAUUAUGAAUGAAAAUUCCCGUAUCGAAUAUGUAUUCUAUGUGAUAGAGUUAUCGAAAAUUUUGAAAUACUGAGCAAUAUUUUGUCUGAUUAUAAUUUCAUAUUAUAAUGACCAGUUUAAGUGGAUACAUCUGGAAAUGUAUAUCCAAAUGGAUAAUUAAAAGACAGGACUACGUGUUUUAAUAAUCAAAUAACAUGACGUGAACAUUUUCAUCCAAAUUCCAACAACUUCAACUGUCCUCCGGCAUGCUAACCAGGCGUCGACACUGUACAUUUGUUAUCGCGGAUUUUCGUCUUGGAAGCGAAAGUGUCGCCGACUAUAAGAGUUUUGCGUUUGAAUAAAACUAAGGUAUAUUUAUUCAGUCAAUUUAAAGUACGGAAUUUACUUAGAUUUUUUGCGCAUUAUAAGUAAAAAUUCACCCAUGUGAAAAAAAUGAGUUUUUCUGUUUUUAUGUCUAUUGAACUGAAAUGCAGAAUCAAGUGUGAGUGCAUUUUUCUUUCAGAUAACCGUGUUAAUUUUUGUCAAUGAAAAUAACUGAUACUCGUUGAAUGCUUGAAACAUGUGAUUCUGUCUCAUACUUAAGCAUUUUGAAAUAUUUUCUCUAUGUGUAUACUGAAAUCCCAUUGUUAUAACAGAAAAUCAUACCACAGUUUGUCGUUUACGUUUGGAUAUUGAUUGGAAAAACGAACAUCUGUUAUUUCAUUUCAUUUGUUAUUUCUAUAAUUCAAAGUUGUUUCCUUCAGCUCCAAAACACGUUUUAUAUCGAUUUAAUAACGAUUCAAAUAUGUGCUCUAGCGUAAAGCGAAAAUGCGUUCAACGUUGUUUGGAUGGCCUAUGUCGUGCGAAAACUCUUUUUAAUUCUAUCAUAUUUUUGGGAAAAGAGGAAAUUUACAGAAUGCUACAUCAGGUGUUAGAGGACGAUGAUUUAGAACACAGACACGAUUUCAUGCCGAAAAUUGAUACAUGAUCAGUGACAUGUGACUCGGUGCAUUAACAUGCAGAAAACCCCAACCUCCUGGACUGUGAUAUUCAGGUCGAGUAUGGCGGAUUCUGGCCAUCAAUUGUUGCAGCGUUUAGCGAAGUGCAACAAUCUCUUGAUAGAUGAUAGAUGAUAGUUUAAGUCCUGAGUCCUGGGUUCUAAUUGACCCAUUGUGUAUUUGGUAAGGUAAUCUUACUUAGAAUUAUGGAAUUACAAUUAAUACAUUUUAUAUUAUCGAAAUUAACAUUUAUUUAUAUUUGCAUCAAGCAAAUUAGUUGUCAAAAAAAAAAACUUCGCAAUCGUGGAUAUGAAAAAGCACACAAAAAACUGUCAGCGCAGUUGCUGUUGACAGCUAAUGUCAACGCAUAACGUGACAUUGUGAUUCAGCCUUAACCCCUCCUUCUGCCCACACCCACUCUACCAGUCGUUACCACGUUUUGUGUUUGGGAUGAAAUGUUGCCAUCUAUUUUUCCUUCACCGAACGCCAUUUUCUCAUCCAACAAGAAACCGACACGAAAUAACCAACAAUUCAAAGGACGCAAAAGCAAACGAAAAUAAUAACAAGCAAGGAAGAUAAACCAUAGUGAGUAACUUAAGUGUUAUUAUAACGAUGCAUACAACAUGUAAAAAAAACAGAAAACAAAA